Didymosphaeria variabile is the source of this 6204-nucleotide messenger RNA. RefSeq lists its product as uncharacterized. The transcript has 3 exons. Gene Ontology annotation, molecular function: protein binding. Bases 1 to 6204 code for a protein of 2067 amino acids. NCBI's taxonomy places the organism in Eukaryota, Fungi, Ascomycota, Dothideomycetes, Pleosporales, Didymosphaeriaceae. The record is from RefSeq and is a predicted model, not a curated record.
AUGUCCGAUUCUGCAAGUAAAAGUAGCGACGAUGGUGUCGUACUUAUUGAAUGGGAUGACAUCAGCAACUACAAUCCUGAUCAGAUCCUCCCAGAGUCUUCAGAGCAGAUUCAAAAGAUACGCACAUGGCUGAACCCUACAGAGUAUGCGCUCGCCAGCGGAGAAUUCAGCAAGCAUCUCGCAUCUCACCUACCCGGUACCAAUGCGUGGUUCACUUCAAGCGAUGCCUACCGCGGUUGGCUCAAAAGCAAAAAAGAUGGGCUUAUGUGGAUCAAAGGAAUACCUGGUUCGGGCAAGUCUGUUCUCGCCGCACAUCUUGUGAACGAAUUGGCCCAGUUCGAGUCGGGUACUCCGGUGUUGUACUUCUUCUUUCGUCAAAUUAUUGACGCGAAUCAUGAGGCCGCUGCCUUGAUUCGUGACUGGCUGGAUCAAAUACUGGUGUAUAGUCCACCAUUGCAGAAGCGGCUAAAAGAGUUAGUAGAAUCAGGACGAUCAGUGACUAGCAUCACAAUGGAGGAUCAUUGGUCCAACCUAAAGCUUGCAAUCAACGGGCUUCCUGGCCAAAUCUUCUGUGUCGCCGACGCACUCGAUGAGAUGGAUGAGGGGAACGACGAUUUUCUUCGAUCUCUGGCUGCAUUCGGGCAGUGGAAGCCUGAUAAAGCAAAGGUGCUAAUCACAAGUCGGCCGGUACCGAUCGUGGAAUUACCCUUACGAAACUUAGAUUUGCUAAGCAUACGCCUACAUGAGAAAGAAGUUGACAUUGAUAUUGAGACCUACGUCGAGCAUGGCUUGAGGUCAACAGACAUAGCGCCUAGCGACCAAAGGCUCAUCAAGGAAGCUAUCCCGGGCCGGGCAAACGGCCUCUUCCUGUACGCAAAACUAGCUCUGGAUGCUUUUCUUGAAUCGGGCGCACGCAUCGACGAUGUCCUUCAGGCACUUCCUACCGAUCUGCACGACAUGUAUACACGCCUACUCCGUGAACAUGCGGCUAGGUCUGGUGUGCCGCACGAUAUCCAGCUGCUCGUCCUUCAAUGGGUGACCCAUGCUACACGUCCACUGCGGCUUCUAGAACUUGCAGAGAUGCUCGAUACCACAUAUCCUUCAGAGGCGGAAUCAGAUCUGAAGGCGAAGAAAAAUCUUGUUCGUGCAGCAACAGGACCCUUGCUUGAAAUACUGCCAGACGAGACCGUCUGUGUCAUUCAUCAUUCUUUUACAGAGUACCUGAAGUCUGAAACAAGAGAUGAAGGUCAUGGUGGAUACCCGAUACUUCGUCCGGGUCCCACUCAUGGUCGCCUUGCCAUUGCGUGCUUGUCUUAUCUGCAGUCUGGAUGCCUCGAUGCUGUGGACAUCUCGGGAAAUGAGUAUGUCCAGGCUGAUAAUACUUCAUACAAAGACACGGCCUGCUCAAAAGAGGAGCAGCAAAUUAGGUUGCGCUAUCCAUUCUUCUUGUAUGCAGCCACCAAUUGGCACACACACGUCGCCAGAUCUGCAUCAGCAGGCUUACCGCAAGCUGAAUUGAACACUGUCGUUCACAGUUUCCUGCACAGUCCUGCAAGAAGAAAAGCGUGGUUGAGGUUGCAGUGGUCUGAGCAGAUCCACAGCCCUACUGCGCUGCACGUGGCGGCAAGGUAUGGUCUGUACGACUACGCUCAAUACCUCGUUCAGAGUGGAGCUGACGUUGACGUGCACGAUGUAUCUGGCAAGACACCUCUUUGGUUAGCUGCCUCUUCGGGGCAUCCGGAUAUUAUUAGAUUAUUGGUCCAUGCUGGAGCAGACCCAGAUGUGGACGACGAAGUGAAUGGCUUGAAGCCAUUGCAUAUAGCAGCACACGAGAACCAGGCAGAAGCUGUCAGGGCCCUCCUUGAAGCUGGAGUCGAUCCCUUGACUGAGCGGACGCGAGACACGCCAGCAGAAGGAUUUGUUUGCGGCAAUGGACCCACGUCUGUGGGGCAUACUCCGUUGAUGUACGCAUGUAAGAAUGGUCAUCUAGAAGCUCUAAGUGCUUUCAUUCCAUUCCUGCAUGAUCUAGAGGCGGUUCAUCGAGCUCUAGAAUGGUCUGCAUACAAAGGCCGUGUCAAGCUCGUGCGUCGCAUUCUACAGUACCCUGGCGUACAGGUGAACGCCAAACCACGUGGAGACACCGCCCUCGUUGCUGCUUGUCGAUCCUCGAAUCGUGAUACAAUUGUGACGUUGAUUCACGCUGGAGCCGAUCCGACUGUUCUUUGCGAGAAUUGGGGUCCUGAAUUUGGUGACAUGUACUCCGGUAGCUAUGGUUGCUUCGCAGAAACAACAGAAGAACGUGUAAAGCGAGGCUUCACUGCGUUGCAUGCUUUGUGCUCAGGAUUCCGGUACGGAAGCAGCAAGACGUUCAACGCAGAGGAGUCGCAAGAACUAGUCACGUUGCUGAUUGACAAAGGAGCCAACGUCAAUCAAAAAGAACAUCAAGGAGACACUCCCCUUCACUAUGCAGUCAACACGCCAGUCGCGGUCCGUCUGCUUCUUGAGGCUGGUGCCGAAGCAAACGCUGUCAACGAUGCAGGACAGGCACCAUUACACCUUGUCACCUCACCCGAAUCAAUCAGCUUAUUGGUCGAGAUUGGUCACGCGGACAUCAACACACCUACCCGCUAUUUCCGCCAAGAUGGGCAAUCACCUAUAUGGAUCCUGCUGAAUAGUUAUCAUGUCAAUGCGACGCUCAAACUGCUGGACUAUGGGCCAGAUCUGACCCAAAAAGACAAGGAUGGAAGUGGACCUUUGCACUUUAUACUUAAACAAUCGAGUGCAGAUGUUCCCGUCUUGAAGGCCCUGUUAGAUGCAGGAGCCGAUCCUAACGAGCGAAAUCAUCUUGGCGAGACGCCGUUGCUUUGCAUGCUCAUCAACGGAAGGCAUUCGGAAGCACUCCUCGACCUUCUACUCGAAGCAGGUGCGGACAUAAACGCAAAAGAUGUGGAAGGCUUGACCGUUCUGUCUCGCGGGGUGAGCGGUGGAUCCUCUUAUGAUUCAGAAUACCAAGAGCUGGAAGCCUUGCUCAAGAAAGGAGCGGAUCUCGAUGUGCGCGAUUUUGAUGGACGAACGCUGCUUCACAUUGCCAUCUCCGGCCACGAAGACACAAGGCGUCAAGUAACCAAGUUCGACUACCUGUUGCAGAAAGGUAUGGAUCAUACAGCAGUCGACUAUAGGGGGAACACACUCUUGCAUAAGCUAGCUCCUUCAUAUGCACGGAAAUACCUUCCCCUUGCAAGGCAGCUCCUCGCCUUAGGCAUCGACCCCGAUCAACGCAACAAUGCGGGAAGAACCGCUCUACAUGUCUUAGCAAGCAGGCUACCGUCCGGGUAUCGAGCGUCUUCGAGCUUGCCAGGCCCUCGGAAUAUCUUUGAACUAUUGAUAUCAACGUCCAAAAACAUCAAUCUAUCAGAUAGUCAGGGCCUCACAGCUCUUCAUCUCGCAAGCACUGUUUCCGAACGCCAUGUGAAAAUACUGCUUGAUGCAGGGUCGGAUGCUACGAUCGCCAGUUUCCAAGGACUCACGCCACUUCAUCGUGCGGCGCGCGCAGGGAAAAGCAAUAUCGUGGGGCAAAUUUUAGAGGCUGGCAAGACCGCAAAGCGUGAUGUGGUCAAUUUAAAAGAUGAGAAAGGGCAUACUGCGCUAUACUACGCUUGCAGGUCCGGGAGACCAGAGACUGUCAAGUUGUUGCUUGAUGCUGGGGCCGACGCAUCAGACAGAAGUCUAUUUACCGCAUGUGCGGAUUACGAGGAAGCAGGGCCAACUUCUACUUUCUACACAGGUUAUAGCUCAAAGGAGUUGAAACCAUACAAAGAUACCACUAGACUUGAUGAGAUCCUGACCAUGCUAAUCGACAAUGGGGCCAACGUACGCGACAUGCAUUACGUUAGUCCCUCAAGUGGGGCAACUGAAGUAUCGGACUAUUCCGUGGACUGUUUCGUGCGAGCAAAAGAGCUAUAUACGGGAGCCUCAAUGUCCAAUUCAGACGGUGCGCCGAGCAUCUUAUUCACUGAACACGCCGCGAAGAUUCGCAGAGAUGCUCAGCUUCGCGCAGUGUCUGAGUUCAAUGUAGUGAAAGGACAGCAAAACUGGGAUCUAAUUCUCCAUUUAUUGCAGCAGCGGCAGUAUCAUACUAUGGAAGUACUCUUCCACAAAGGUGUCAGCUUCCUAGAAGACGUCGACAAGUACAGCCAUCGCUCGAACAUGCAUGUCUUUGUGCGAUUGGGCUUCGCCUCACUCGUGCAGCAGAUAGGCGACCUUGAGGCCGAACGAGAAUUCGAGAAAGGCCAGUGGCAUGCCUUUAAUGACAGUUCGAGACGCGGUUUACACAUAGAUGUGGACCCCAACGCGGAUAAGAGUAAAACUAUUCCGUCCCUGCUAGAAGAAGCAGUCAAGAAUUCACUGCCAAAUAUGGAUGUUGUGCGUCUCCUAGUAGAACGAUUUCACGUGGGUGUGGAUGGAGUCAUGCAUUACCUAGCGAUGGGUAUUCACUGGUGGCACGUUGCUCAAGCUUUGCCAUACCUUAUCUUGCAAGGAGCAAACGUAAAUAUUCGAGAUCAAGGAGAUCAUGGUCGCAGUCCUUUGCACGUUGCUCUUGCCAAAGAGAGGUCAUAUCAUGAUGACAUUCAUGGCAUAUUCCAAAAAGAGGCAGCAACAGUGUUGAUCUCAGCUGGAGCAGACGUGAAUGCUCAAGAUAAGGACGGAAAGAGCUGCCUUGCUCUUGCAUGCGAUGAUAGUGCAAUGGUCAAACUGCUAAUUCAGAAGGGUGCCACUGUCGAUGCACAUGCUUUGUUUGCUGCGCUCAAGUAUAAGCUCGUCGAUGUUCUCGAAACGCUCCUCUCUACAGGAGUCGAUCCUAACAUACGCCGACCACCUGAUUACAACUCACGAGGUCAUGUUGGUGAUAAGGUCUCCGCCUUGGAGGAGUUUCCGCUCUGGGUCGCAGCAACACGACACGGUAUUGAGGCAGAGAGGACGCUAAACGAGAAGCGGAAGGCUACGGACACUGCACUAAAGCUCGUCAACCUGCUAUUAGCGCACGGAGCGGACCCAUUUGCGAUGUUUGAGAAAAAGAAUCCGAGUCACGUAUCAAAGCGGGACGAUGGGGCCAUUGAAGAGGAGGGCCACGAUUCAAGCUUGAUCUCGGCCGAAGAAUUGGACGCUGAGAGCGAGCUCCAGACUGUUUGUAUCUUGCACGACCUCCUGGAGAACGACAGCCUAGUUCAUCCACUACUCACAUUGUCAAAUCUUGAUCCACAACGGAGGGACUCUCGCGGUCGUACUGUAUUACACGCCGCAUGCAGAAGCCGAGCCGGUAUACGAGCACCGAUUGAUACACUUCUCACGGAGAUCGAUCCAGAACGUGAGGAUCCUGGAAAUGAAACACCGUCCUUCUUGCAUCACCUAAGCUCUCGAGGUGCAGACGUACUCGCAGUGGACAAUGAUGGACGGAACAUUCUACACCACAUGCUCGCUGCGCCAAAAGUCCAUCUUAACUCGUGUCACCCAAUGCUUCGGGUGCUCGCUCUCCUCUCUAAAGCAGACACCGCGGCUUUGAUCAAUCAAACUGACGUGUAUGGUAAUACGGCGAUCCACCUAGCGCUGAGAUACGCCAUCUGGCAAAGUGACGCUACGCUAGUGGAGGCUUUGCUCGCAGCCGGCGCCGAUCCUUCUGUGCAGGAUAACCGAGGGAAUAAUGCUCUACAUAUCCUAGCAUAUCGCGUGCUAGAGAGUGAAGCAACUCGAGUCCUGUUCUCCAGCAUGCUUGAACACGGCCUUGACGUCAACACCAGGAAUGCCUCAGGUCAAACUCCAGUCUUUAACUUGAACAAACCGUUCCCGAGCUAUAUCGACCAGGUCGCAUGCAACAACGAAGAGUACAUCACACCUGCACAAACCCUGGCUCUCUUCGAAGACGCAGGAGCGGAUCUUUUCCUGAGAGACAAGCAGGGAAGAGGAUUGCUGCAUUUUGCUGCUAGGUGGACAGGAAAGAACCGUGCGACGAGAUUUGAGCUGCUAGUGAACAAGGGCCUUGAUGCGAUGAUUGAGGACGAACGGAAGAGGACAGCGUUGGACGUCGCUGCUGCGUGCGAUAACCAGAGCGUUUUGAAGCUAUUUGAUAAGGAUAAUGUGAGGAACAAGGUUACGGCAGAGGAGCUGGAAUUUGAACCUGAGUACGAAAGUGAUGGCUUGGGGUUCUGA